AUGCUGGUUCUAAUCGUGGGAGUCACUGGUGACCUUGGACAACGGCUAGCCAACGCCGCCAUCGCCCGAGGCGCCCAAGUCAGAGGCCUGGGCCGUAAUCCUUCGAAACUCCCUUCAACCCUGCUUCAGAAGCUCGAAUCAUUCGUUCAGUCGGAAAACUACUACGACAUCCCAGCAAUCGAAGAAGGGCUCACGGGGGUAGACGCCGUCAUAUGCGCCUAUUCGACCGAUCCAACUCUCUACCUUGAUGGUAGUCUCCUUCUCCUACGCGCUGCAGAGCGAAAAGGAGUCAACAUCUUUGUAGCUCCAACAUGGAACAGCAACUGGACCAACAUAUCUUACGGUGACUUUCCGAUAUACAACAGCCUCAUGGCAUUUGCCGAUCACGCAGCAAUGACAAGUACUGUGCGCCCAGUCUACUUCAUCAACGGCGCCUUUGCAGAAUACACCCUCGUCCCGGACCAGGGGCCACUGCGCAAGAAUGGCGAAUCGCUCGAGUAUCACUACUGGGGAAAUGUACACGAGCAGAAAACACCUUGGACUGCCAUGGACGAUGCAGCAGCGUGGGCGAUUGAGGUAUUGCUGACGGAUGAAGGUGUGAGAGCUGGAAAGGGGGGAUACUUCAAGUUUUACUCUGGGAUGAACUCGGCGGUAGAGCUCGUCAAGACUUAUGAAAGUGUAAGUGGGACGGAGGUCAAGUUUGUCUGUGACGGGACUGCAGAAGAUCUGGAAAAGGCACUGGAGAAGGCAAAGGAAGAGGAAGGGAAAGUGGACUUUUUCGAAUCUCUCCAUCUCGCUUGGAGCAAGAUUGCUCUUCGAGGUUUAUGGCAAAUCCAUGACCCGAUCGUGCUGGAUCAUGCCAAGAAGCCAACAACGUUUGAAGAGCACUUGAAAAAGCGUCUCGGGAAAGAAUAG
Fusarium keratoplasticum is the source of this 915-nucleotide messenger RNA. RefSeq names its product NmrA domain-containing protein. The transcript has a single exon. Bases 1 to 915 code for a protein of 304 amino acids. The record is from RefSeq and is a predicted model, not a curated record. NCBI's taxonomy places the organism in Eukaryota, Fungi, Ascomycota, Sordariomycetes, Hypocreales, Nectriaceae.